Messenger RNA from Notolabrus celidotus (New Zealand spotty), 1448 nucleotides. RefSeq names its product latexin (gene lxn). The record is from RefSeq and is a predicted model, not a curated record. The transcript has 7 exons. The coding region runs from base 303 to 1214 and encodes 303 amino acids. NCBI's taxonomy places the organism in Eukaryota, Metazoa, Chordata, Actinopteri, Labriformes, Labridae. Gene Ontology annotation, molecular function: metalloendopeptidase inhibitor activity.
CCAGCAGCAGCUCUUAAUGGGAUGACUGUUUUGAAACUAAUCAGCUCCUCUUAUGAGGGCGCUGAAACAUUUAAAGGCUGACAGCUAAAGUGAGUAGUAUGAGAGCAAACACAGAACAGAUCCAGUAAAAGUGGAGCGGUUUUUUGAGGUAAAAGGGCAAACACUAAACAGGAAGACAGCAGGAUCUGGACAAUCUCUCCUCUCUGCUUCCCCUCCCUUUCUUCUCAGUUACAUAACUCCUCACUGUCAGGAGGGUCAUUUCCCCGCCUGCACUCUCUCACAGAAGUGCUCUUUUGCUUUUAAUGCGUCUUAACCGGGAGAUUAUAAUGAGCUUGUGGAUUGUCGUUGCUCUGGUCGUGUUCAUUGGGGUAACUGGGAACCCCAAUAGGACGGAUAGUCCUGAGGCUGACACGGCAGACAUGUUGGCUCAUCCUAACACAGUGCCAGAGCUCACAGAGGAGGAAACAGAAAUCCUGGGGCAGCAAGACCUGCUCCUUAAAGUGGAUGCUGAGGAGGAUUUUAUGGCCACUGGAGAGCUGAACCCCAAUCACUACCCGGCUCAGCGGGCGGCCAAAGUGGUCCAGCAUUACCUCAACACCCGCUAUGGCUCUCCGUACAGGUUGUUUGGACUGCACAGGGUGCACAGUGGAAAUGCAGAGGAUGUGGCAGACUCUGGGAGAAAGUAUCACCUGGAGAUCACUGCGCAGGAGAUAAUCAGCAAUACUACAGAGAAAUGCUCUGCAGAGGUUUUGUUUCCGAGGGUCGAGCAGCAGGGCUCAGCUCAGGUCCAGGCCUCCUGUGAAGAGCUCCUUAAAGUCAACAUUACAGCUCAGGAAGAGGCUUUAUAUCAGCAAUACAAGAACAGCCCGAACCUGGUUUCUUCACAAUAUUUACCUGACAGCCAUGGUCACAUUGAUCCGGACAUGAGGCCUUUCUGGCACCUGGGCAUCGUGGCCUCCAGCUUCAUCAUGCUGAACGAAUCCACAGAAAACACCCUCUACAACAUGGCUCAGGUUGCCAACAUCACACAACAGGCGACUGAGAAUGACCAGCUGAAGUUUGACUCUCACAUCCUGCUGCAUGACAUGGUGUCCCAGGAAAUCAUUCACUGGAAACUGCUGUUCACCUGGUCUCCUCCAGAGGGCGUUAAAGUGCUGAAAAUGGAGAAGCUGCCACACUGCCAUAACUGUGAAAAACCUCCAGAGAUAAACUAAAGUGCCAACAUUUAUCACACUGCUGUAUCAACCAAAAAAGCUUUGCAAAGCUCCAUUUGUACUCAAGCACUAAGCCAAUGAUGUCUCAGCACAAAGUUUUAAACUUCAGACGGAUUAUAUCGACACAAACCAAAUGAAUCCACCAAAUAUAGUGAGGUUGUUCUUAACUGUUGCUACUUUUGUGAUACCUAUGGUUGCUAUUGUUAUUUCGCCUGAAUAAACUGUUUAAACAGA